Molecule: messenger RNA, 350 nt
Organism: Staurois parvus
Lineage: Eukaryota; Metazoa; Chordata; Amphibia; Anura; Ranidae
Source: the annotation of a GenBank genome assembly
UCAUGCUGCUGCCAGGUCCAGAGUCUCUCAUGGGUCCCUGUACGGCCUCCCAUUGCUGCUGUCUCCAUCGCCACACUCUGCCAUGUGCCACUUUCAGGUCUCCUCACACACUGCUGGUGUGUUGAAUUUUUUGACAUAGGGUGCUGGCAGAUUACGGGCCUCCCAUAGCUGCUGCCAGGCCCCUAAUCUGCCAUGGGCCCCUAUAUACCGCCUCCUCAUGCUGCUGCCAGGUCCAGAGUCUCUCAUGGGUCCCUGUACGGCCUCCCAUUGCUGCUGUCUCCAUCGCCACACUCUGCCAUGUGCCACUUUCAGGUCUCUCCUCACACUGCUGGUGUGUAGAAUUUUUUGAC